Messenger RNA from Styela clava, 1142 nucleotides. Lineage: Eukaryota; Metazoa; Chordata; Ascidiacea; Stolidobranchia; Styelidae. The record is from RefSeq and is a predicted model, not a curated record.
AUGUUCUUGCAAGACGAGUUGGUAAAAACUGGACCACGUGGACCACCAGGUGAAUUACGUCCUCUAACUCUUUCCGACUGCGGAAAAGUUACUAAAAAUGAUUCGAAAAUAUGGAAUGAAACCGGUGGUGUUUUCGAUAUCUAUCCAACUUACUCAAAGCUUGAAGUUUUCUGUGAUCUUGAAACUGACGGUGGCGGUUGGAUGGUCUUUCAACGACGAACGAGCGGCUCGACGGACUUCUAUAAAACUUGGAAUGAAUAUGUAAAUGGAUUUGGGAACAAAGCUGAUGAAUAUUGGCUUGGCCUGGAGAAUCUCUAUCAUCUGACGCGUGAUAAUGACUACGAACUUCGUAUUGAUUUGGAAGAUUGGGAUGGAAACAAGAAAUACGCAAAAUAUUCACAUUUUAAAAUUGGAGGACGGAACUCGAAAUAUACACUCUCUGUGGGAGGAUAUACCGGAGACGCGGGAGAUUCUCUUAGUGGUCAUAACGAUCAAAGAUUCACGACUAAGGAUCAAGACAACGAUUCAUAUUCAAGGAAUUGUGCUGUAUCCUUUAAAGGAGCAUGGUGGUAUUUUAAAUGCCAUUCAAGCAACUUGAAUGGUCAUUAUUUCAAAGGCGGAGUUCACAAAUCUUACGCAGAUGGUGUUGAAUGGUCUUCCUGGAAGGGAGUAUAUUAUUCUCUCAAAGUUACGGAGAUGAAAAUACGACCGAUUUAACAUUCUGAAAAAAAUAGUCGGACAGCUUUGAUUGCAUAUAUACAAUCUCAUUUACACUUUCUCUCGUUUACAUAUUUACAUUUGAGUUUAAUCAUAAUUUUGGUAACCAAUUUUCCGAAAUUAGCAGCAUUUGGUCUUUUGUAUGGUGCCAACCCUGCUCCUCGGGAUUAAGUGCAGUUAUACUUUUUAUUAUGAGACACCAGUUUGUCACACUUUCAUAAAAGUUUGAAUAGUUUUUACCGCUUAAUAAAAUAUUUGCUCAAUUCUCUGCAAGAUACAUCAAAAUACUAAAUAGUAAAAUGCAUUUCAAUCUGGAAUGCGGUUAAUUCAUCAGACUGUUGUCUUUGAGUCGGACAAACUUUUAAGUUUUCAUUUACCUUGCGCGGUAAAUUUGCUUUUUUUGGCAGAAUAAACGAUGGAAAUUA